This is a messenger RNA of Amaranthus tricolor (Joseph's coat), 6515 nucleotides long. RefSeq lists its product as uncharacterized. The record is from RefSeq and is a predicted model, not a curated record. Lineage: Eukaryota; Viridiplantae; Streptophyta; Magnoliopsida; Caryophyllales; Amaranthaceae. Gene Ontology annotation, biological process: recognition of pollen; protein phosphorylation. The coding region runs from base 863 to 6424 and encodes 1853 amino acids. The transcript has 17 exons. Gene Ontology annotation, molecular function: ATP binding; protein kinase activity.
UGGGAGGCAGGAGAAGAAGAGGACACACUUGCUUUCAUUAAGCAAAGUAAGACACAUUUGCCUACAAGCAAGAUAAAACAUUCUCUCUUGCUUUCAUUAAGCAAGAUAAUACAUUAUUCUCUCUCUAAAGUAAUAAUAUUACUAUACAUGAUAGUAGCUUUAUGUGGGUACUAAUUUGUGCGUCGAAAGCAUCGCUUAACAGCCGUUUUGUCACAACCACCUAAAGGAACAGUCAGACUUAUAGAAGCUAUUGAGGGAUCACUGGUUGCCAUCUCGUUUCUGUUCCAAUCAUACAACAAAACUCACAUUGAUAAUUUAUGCGUAUGGUGGUUAAAGACUUCAUGAUAUUUGAUUCUUUUCCUUUCGAAAAAAACAACUUGUGCAUGUUGCAUGCAAUGUUGGAAUCCCAAUCAAUGUCCUUAUGUGUGAUUUAGAUCUUUAAUUUAGAACCACUCCUAAUAGGCCCUAUAUCUAUAGUAAGUGAAAACAUAUCUACUUUCAAUCAAAAAGGAUGGUAUGGAUUACCUCAUUUCUAAAGCUAGCAUGACGUGACUGACAAGCUGGUGACCACACAGACACACACAACCACAGAUUCAACAGGUUAUACUUCAUUGUAUACCAAGCGCAUCAUCAAAAUCUUCAAAUCCAUUUCAAGUUCGUAGGCCAAGUGAUCAUUGAUGACCUUUAUUUAAUUAAAUAAAUAAAAUUCCACUCAGAAAUACAGAGACACAAAGAAACACAAGUGGAACACUUAAAUUCCGCCCCUAUUAUAACACCUUGUAAGUUUGAUAUAAAAGUGCACAUAAGUCAAAAAUUUCAGGGAACGGACUAUCAAUAUCCAAAUAUCACCAAAAACCAAGCAAUGACUUUAUAUUGUACACUAAUUCUCCUUUCUUUCUUCAUACCCAAAUCUUUUUCUGUAAUAGACACCAUCAAUGCCACAAAAUUCCUUAAAGAUCCAGAAACUAUUACCUCCCAAAGCAAUAUUUUUACUCUUGGAUUCUUCAGCCCUCCUAAUUCCACUAAACGUUACGUUGGCAUCUGGUAUAGUAAACCCUCAGUACAAGCUGUAAUUUGGGUUGCGAACAGGGACAAGCCACUCAAUGAUUCUUCUGGGGUUUUCAAGAUAUCGAAAGAUGGUAAUCUGCAAUUGCAGAACAGUAAAAAUGAAAUCUUCUGGUCCUCAAAAGUCUCAAGUUUAUCAGCUGCUGCAGAUUUAUCAACAGCCCAGCUCUUGGACUCUGGCAACCUUGUUCUACAAAGCAUAGGGGAGACAGUAUGGCAGAGUUUUGAUCACCCUACGGACACUUUCUUACCAAACAUGAAACUCACAAUCACCAGAAAUGGGAGCCAAAAGCAACCAUUGCAAUCCUGGAAAAACCCUUCUGAUCCAUCUAUGGGGCAAUUCAUUGCGGGUAUUGACACUUUUACCCUACCCGAGCUUGCAAUCUGGGAAGGCAAUCACCUACAUUGGCGAGCUGGCCCAUGGAAUGGAAAUUAUUUUAUAGGAGUACAGUUCAACUUCAUUGAUUUCAUUAAUGCUCAGCUUUUAGUUAAUGACAAGGAGGGGACAGUAACUGCAUCAUACUUUUAUCCAAACACUUCUCUACUAUCAACCUAUAUGUUGAGCACAGAGGGAAAAUUGGUACAAAUAUGGUGGGAUGACGGAAAAAGGAAAUGGGAGGUCGAGUGGAAGAGUCCUGCAACAGAGUGUGAUGUUUACGGGAAGUGUGGAGCAUUCGGAACCUGCAACCCGCAAAGAACAAAAAUUUGUGAGUGUUUGAAGGGGUUUGAGCCAAGGAAUAAAGUCGAAUGGAAUAAAGGGAAUUGGAGUAAUGGAUGCUUGAGGAAAAAAAAGUUACAGUGUGGGAUAGGGAAAGGUGAAGGUGAUGGAUUUUUAAGGCUGAAGAUGAUGAAAGUGCCAUACAAAGCUGACCGAAGGCUAGGGUUGAGUCAAGACAUGUGCAAAAGCCAGUGCUUGAGCAAUUGUUCCUGUUCAGCAUAUGCAUAUGAAACAGGUAUUGGGUGUAUGACAUGGAGUACAAGCUUGAUGGACCUACAAGAAUUUUCGGUUGGUGGAAUGGAUAUUUACCUUCGUCUAGCACAUUCAGAGCUAGUUACAAAUAACAAAAAGAAAGUAAUAGCGGCAGUGAUGGGAGCCUUUCUAGGAACGGCAGUAAUUGCAGUACUACUAUACAUACUGUGGCGCCAAAGAGAUCAUCAAAAAGAUGACAAGAAAAUGGAAGGCAGUUAUAUGAUUAGUGGCAUGAAGAGGAAAGUGAAGCUCAAAGAUAUUCCUCUGUUCAAUUUUGAAACUCUAGCAAAAGCUACAAACAAUUUCCAUGAAAGUAACAAGCUCGGACGAGGUGGUUUUGGUUCAGUAUACAAGGGAAAGCUGAAAGAUGGUAAAGAAAUAGCUGUCAAAAGACUUUCAGGAGCCUCUACACAAGGCCUAGUAGAGUUUAUGAAUGAGGUAAAAGUUAUUUCGAAACUGCAGCAUCGUAAUCUGGUCAGACUACUAGGUUGUUCAGUUGAAGGGAAUGAAAAAAUAUUGGUUUACGAAUACAUGCCUAACAAGAGCUUGGAUACAUUUUUAUUUGGAAAGCAAAAGGAUUUAGACUGGAUCAAAAGAUUCAACAUAAUUAAAGGGAUAUGCAUUGGCCUCCAGUACCUACACAGAGAUUCUAGAUUAAGGAUCAUCCAUAGAGAUUUGAAGGUGAGCAACAUAUUGCUGGACCAAGAGCUCAAUCCUAAAAUUUCAGAUUUCGGAAUGGCAAGAAUUUUUGGGGUCGACCAAAAUGAAGCUAACACUAGAAGAAUAGUUGGGACAUAUGGAUACAUGUCCCCUGAGUAUGCGAUGGAAGGACUAUUCUCUGAGAAAUCUGAUGUCUUUAGCUUCGGAGUUAUAUUGCUGGAGAUCGUUACUGGAAAAAGAAACAACUUCUUCUCAAGUAACGAGGAUCACUUGAGUCUUCUAGGAUAUGCAUGGAAGCUAUGGAAUGAGAAGAACAUCGUGUCAAUGAUUGAUCCAGCAAUUUCAGGACCUCCUUAUGAAAAGGAAAUUAUGAUGUGUAUACAAAUCGGGCUGUUGUGCGUGCAAGAAUUUGCAAAAGACAGACCAGAUGUGUCUACUGUCAUCUCUAUGCUAAAUGGGGAGGUAUCAGAUCUUCCAUGUCCAAAGGUACCAGGACACUCCUGCAUUUCUCAGGAUGAUGCCUUAUCCCAGCAGAAUUCUACCAAAAAUUAUGUUACUAUUACAGAGGUAAGCGGUCGAUGCAUCCCUGAUGUAUUUCCUGCACAUAAUAAAUACAAUGUAAGUAAUGUGGAUCAAGAAGUCAAGCAUACAGCAGGAGAACAGAAUUCCGAUACAACUAAAAUGAGUAUAGUUAAGAAAUUAAACAAUGUCGCUGAAUUUACUAAAACAGAAAACUCACAGAAUGUCAUUCCGGCAACGGAGAAAGAUGAGUCGGCAAUUUCGCCGGCUGCGACAAUGUAUGAAGCGGUGGCUACAUGUUUGCGCAGGUCAGUAGUCAGUACCGUCCUACAAGAUAGGGACAAAUCUAUCUACCUAACUUGGCAAUGUGAAUCAGAAAACUGUACCAACAGAUCACCAAAUAACCCUGUAAAAUCUGUUUUUUUAAAGCUUAGUCAACUCUUGCCACCUCAUCAUAAAGGUCAAACAAUAAACUCACCUAAACUAAAAGGCGGCUAUGUAAGAAAACAAAAUAAUGGUAUUUGUGAACACAUGAUUCAUCAGAACUUUCACAUUUUAAGAAGGAAUUUUAUCAAAAGAUUGUCAGAGAUUUUAUUAUAUGUUCGAGAAAGAUUUAAAAUUUCAGGCUAUCCAAUGAAGAUGGGAAGUUUUUGCCAUUGUAAAAUUAUACCCAUUUCAUGUUUUCUUGUAAAGAUUCUUUCUUUGGUGUUAUAUUUUACAUUGGGUUGUGGUGCAUUCAAUACAAUUACUCAAGGGCAAGUACUUAGAGAUGGAAAAACCCUUACUUCUCAAGAUGGGUCUUUUAAAUUUGGCUUUUUUAGUCCUACAAAUUAUUCUUUGAGGUAUGUAGGAAUCUGGUAUUCUAAUAUUUCAGAUGAUUAUGCAGUUUGGGUUGCUAACAGAAAUGCCCCAAUCAAGAACAGAAAUGGGUUUAUAUUACUUGCAAAUACUGGGAAUUUGUUGGUUUUUGAUGGGAAAAAAAAUCUUGUUUGGAAUUCUAAUACUACUAAAACAUCAAAUAAUUACACUUUAAUUUUAUAUAAUAGUGGAAAUUUGGUGAUUAGGGGGAUUAAUAACUCACCUGUCCCUACUUUCACUUGUUGGGAAAGUUUUAGUCAUCCUACUGAUACAUAUUUACCAGGAAUGAGAGUAGCAAUUAAUCCUAAUCUUGGGGAAAAUCGCAACAUUUUUACUUCAUGGAAGAGUAUAAAUGAUCCUUCAAUAGGGAAUUUCUCAAUGGGAGUUGAUCCUAGAACUGCACCACAGAUUGUAGUCUGGAAAGGAUCGACUCGUCGUUGGAGAAGUGGGUAUUGGAAUGGCUUAUCUUUUACUGGUGUACCAACCAUGGCUGCUUUUUAUAACUAUGGGUUUAAGCUUUCAAACCCUGAUUCAACAGGAAUUAUGUACCUAACUUAUUCUCCUUUGGAUAAGUAUAACAAAUUCAAGUUUAGGAUAACAUGGGAUGGAUAUGAAAGAUCAAUGAUUUGGCCUAAUAAUAGUGACAAACAAUGGAGUAUGGUGCAAGAAGAGCCUUCUAGUAACUGUGAUGUAUACAAUGUGUGUGGGCCUAAUGGGUAUUGUAACAACGCGACAGUUAAUCGGAUGUGUGGAUGUUUCAAAGGGUUUGUACCUAAGUACCCAGAUCAAUGGAGAGUUCGUAUUUGGUCUGGUGGGUGCGUUAGGGAUACUGCGUUGCAGUGUCAAAAGAAUGACAGUAGUUUGAUUGUUAAAGAUGUUUUUUUAGAGCUAAAUAAUAUGAAGUUACCUGAUUUUGCUAAUCUUAAGGAAUUACAAGAAAAGGGAUGUCAAGAGUUGUGCUUGCAGAAUUGCUCAUGUAUGGCAUAUGCUUAUGUUAGUGGAAUUGGUUGCUUGACAUGGGAUGGUGAUUUGUCUGAUGUUCAGCAAUUUACAGGAGGUGGCAACAAAUUAUUCGUUCGCGUUCCAUCAUCUGUCUUAGGUAACCAAACCAAAUUAUCUGGGCUCAAGAUAGCAGUUAUUGCAGCAUGCGCAGUGAUAUUUAUCUGCUUUGUACUUUUGUGUUUGUGCAGAUUUAGAGACAAACUAAAAGGUUGCCUGCCCAAGAGAGGAAAUGAUGCACUAUUAGAUAAACUAAGGAAAAACCAUGGACCUUCAACAGGUGUAUCAGGAUCUCAGGAAAUGAUUGGAGAAGAAGGUUUAGAAAACACAAAAGAUCUUCCAUGGUUCAGUUAUAACCUUGUUGCAUCUGCUACCAAUUUCUUCUCGUCAGAGAACAAGCUUGGACAAGGCGGGUUUGGUCCCGUCUACAAGGGGAUUCUAUCAAGUGGACAAGAAAUCGCAGUCAAGAAACUCUCGAGAAAGUCAGGACAAGGAAUGGAGGAGUUUAAGAACGAGAUUAUGCUUAUCGCCAACUUACAACACAGAAAUCUUGUUCGGAUACUAGGUUGUUGUGUACACGGAGAAGAGAAAAUGUUGCUCUACGAGUACAUGCCUAAUAAGAGCUUGGAUGGAUUUAUUUUCGACCCGAUCAAGAAGCAAGAACUUGAUUGGAAAAUGCGUUUCACAAUCAUCGAAGGGAUCGCAAGAGGACUCCUUUAUCUUCAUAGGGAUGCAAGAUGUACGAUAAUCCACAGAGAUUUAAAGGCUAGCAACAUUUUGCUCGAUAAGGAGAUGAAUCCAAAAAUUUCAGAUUUCGGUAUGGCUAGAAUAUUUGGUGGAGAUCAAGACCAAGCCAAUACAAACCGAGUAGUUGGAACGUAUGGCUAUAUGUCUCCAGAGUACGCCAUGGAAGGUUUCUUCUCUGAGAGGUCAGAUGUGUACAGUUUUGGGGUAUUGCUGCUAGAAGUUAUAACAGGUCAUAGGAGCACAAGAUUCCGGUAUUCUGAACACUCAAACCUUAUUGAAUAUGCGUGGAGAUUAUGGAGCGAAAAGAAAACAAUGGAGCUCGUAGAUCCCACAACCCUAAGUUCAGGUCCGAAUAAUAAUGAAAUAAUUAGAUGUGUACAUAUAGCACUGUUAUGUGUACAGGAUUCUGCUGUAUAUAGGCCUACAAUGUCACAAGUUGUUCUAUGGUUAGAAACCGACGGUCUUGUACUUUCCGAUCCUAGGGAACCUACUUUAGCGUAUUCUUCAGCUCGUCGUUUUGUUGAUAUAGAUUGCCAUAAAGGUGAUCAUCAACAAGAAGCUGAAUCCUCUAAUCAUGUAACAAUUACCAUGUUGGUUGGACGAUAGGGAUAGAUUUGUACUAUAACUAAGACCCUCUUUUAGCCCUAUUUUUGCCUUAGGUAUAAGGAGUUUUGUGUACAUACUUCACACAUUAAAU